UGCAGUUAACAUUAACAGUGAUGCUUUUGGUUUUGGUUUCACCAGGUACUGUAUGAGAUGGGGCCUGCUGCCCCUAACUAACAAGCUACGUGAAUCCGCUUGGAAGAAGCUUUACAUUCAGCGUGAUGAAGAAGAUAUGGUUGAACUUGUUAGAAACUGCCCAGCUGAAUUUAAAGAGUACUACAUUCAAAUGCAAGCGGCAAAGAGAAGCCAAGCACCCCUUCCUUCACAGGUGAAGGAUGAUCGAGUAAUUCUUGACAAGACAGUACUGGAUCAAGUGUCUACAUGGAAAAAGAGCAGGGGCCUGACUGACAAGGUCAUAACAGGUCAUGCUUGUUCUGGGGAAACAUGUUCCUACCACCAGAUUGGGGAUGUAUUUGUUUGUGAAGAGACUGGACAUGUUCACGUAUGUGAUGAAAAUUGCAGAGAAGUUCUUUUGGACCCUAACAGUGAAAUUUUGGUAUGCACCAUAUCGGGGCACUGCUUUGAUCGGUUACUCUUACCAGCUGACAUGGAAGGAGAUCCUGAACAGCAACAAGGUGGUAUGGCAGAUGAAGCAGAACCAUUUAUGGGAUCUGGCCGUUUUGCACGAGCUUAUUUAUUGGGAUAUAACUGUGCUGAUGAGAAGGAACUACAAGCGGCUUUGAGGUUCUGCUGAUCCAAAUCUUAUUUUUCUUUUAGGCUGAUAUUUAUUUAAUCAUGUUCCUAAGUGGCACUGUAUACUAAAAAUAUGCCAUAUGUAUGAGUUUGCUGAGCAAGUUAAAGUAAGAAUUAAAAUGUAUUAACAUGGUUUUAGGCAACAGCGAUUGCUUGCAUAGCUUCUGUUUUAUCAAAAUUAGGGAGUGAUCUUCCCGUGCA
Messenger RNA from Carica papaya (papaya), 858 nucleotides. The record is from RefSeq and is a predicted model, not a curated record. NCBI's taxonomy places the organism in Eukaryota, Viridiplantae, Streptophyta, Magnoliopsida, Brassicales, Caricaceae.